Messenger RNA from Chaetomium globosum CBS 148.51, 891 nucleotides. RefSeq lists its product as uncharacterized. Lineage: Eukaryota; Fungi; Ascomycota; Sordariomycetes; Sordariales; Chaetomiaceae. Gene Ontology annotation, molecular function: protein serine/threonine kinase activity; ATP binding. The record is from RefSeq and is a predicted model, not a curated record. Gene Ontology annotation, biological process: protein phosphorylation. The transcript has 2 exons. The coding region runs from base 1 to 891 and encodes 296 amino acids.
AUGGGUCGCGUUUGUGCGGAUUGCGGGCGCGACCUUCCCCAGACCUCGUACACUUCCAACCAGUGGUCCAAAGGUAUUGGGCUGUCGCGAUGCGCCGGCUGCGUUCACGGUCAUUCCUUCGACACGCCUGCUCUCGAGCAAUCCGACAGCGGCCGGUACAAUCAAUCCACAAAGGCCGACUUUUCCGAAGAUGACCUCGAGAAUCCUUUCGCAUCGGGUGCUUUUCGCUGGGUUGCCAGGGGAGUUUACACCGGCGGCACACGAUCUGGCCAAGCCUGCGUUUUGAAAUGGUUCAAGACGGGCGUUGUCUUCGAAGCUGAAUACUUUGCUCUCGACAUCAAGGCGGUCGAUAAAGCUCUGGAGAUUGUGAACCGCUUCAAUGAGCUGAAUAUGGUCAACAAGACCGUCAAGAUCAACGUACCCGCGGUGUGGGUGUUCCAAAAGCCGUGUUCCCGGGCUGGCCAGAAAGCCCUGGUUGAGCCCUUCAUCCAGAACUACAAAAAGUUCAACAGCAACACUGGUUGGAUGGACGAUUGGGGGCGGUGGCCGCAGGUCAUGCAGGCCUUGAGCCACUUCAGCUACCACAUCUCGGGCGGAAACCACGUGCUUUGCGACCUGCAAGGCGGCAUUUACCAGCACGAGCUCGUCCUAUCCGACCCGGUGAUCCUCUCCAGCAACGGCGACUACGGCGUCACCGAUCUCGGCCGCGACGGCAUCAUUUCCUUCUUCAGCCAGCACGACUGCAACCAGUACUGCCGCCCCAACUGGACCAAGCCCGCCAACCCGCGCCAGCUCUUCAAGCCGGUCCCCGGCACCACCAUGCUCCGCCGCACCGUGCCGACCGCCUUCUCCCGGCCCGGAAAUACCCGUGAUUACGGGAACUGGUACUGA